AUGGUCGGAUGUGUUCAACAUUUCCAAUCGGUGCUAUUUCUGACCACUGAAAAAUUUCAACGUCGACGGGUAAUGGAUUUCAUUUCCUGGACCCUCGAAGUGCAGUAUGCGGGUGGCUUAUUCGCUGCGGGCACGGGGUUGGAGCAAAACUUCCUUAAGGAGGUUUCAACAUCUCUUUUUGUAGCUGCUGAAAUGGCACUUUCGUGCGUCAGUCAAGUUGGACCAAAGCCAGGUCUCAGCAUUUCCGCCGCUGUGGAUGCGAUUGUUCUUGCUGAUUUGACACCCCUUGUCAACUGUCGAAUUUUCGCCAGUAUUAUGGUGAACCUUUCCAAACGUAGAGAUCCGCGUGCCUUCAGCAUGUGGUUCUCCGAUGACUUUAAUACCUAUGCCGAAUUCUUCACCAAUCUGGAAGCUGCUUUUGCGUUGUGGAAACCCUAUGAGUCCAUCCCAAACCCCUCCGACUUCCACAUUCCACGCUUUCUGAAUCUCAGCAUUGAUCACAAACAACUCUCCUAUGCGGUGGAGCAAUUCCUUACAUCCAUCACGAUAGAAAUUUGCAGAUCAGUGCGUCACCUACCGAACGAGAUCUUCUCCUUUUUGGAGACUGCACUUUUGGAGGCAACACUCCAUGCCUCACCGAUCAUUUCAAUUGUCGCUCAAGAUAUCUGGUGCUUCGUUGUCAGAUACGGUAGCGCCGAACUCUGCUGGCAGUAUGUGACACUGCUUGGCAAUGCAAUACUUUGUCUAGCUGAGAGGUACUCCUCUUCCACCAGUGCCACGCCCCUCUUCAAGGCGCAUCCACCCCUCGAACAAAUGUCACGUCUGGGCUACCUUCUUUCGCGUUUCCUCAUUUUCCUGACAGCACGUCAACAGGUAGGAGCACCAGUGCAUUUAAUGCUCUUUGUGGUCGUCUAA
This is a messenger RNA of Hydatigera taeniaeformis, 915 nucleotides long. Lineage: Eukaryota; Metazoa; Platyhelminthes; Cestoda; Cyclophyllidea; Taeniidae. The record is from the annotation of a GenBank genome assembly.